AUGGAGAAAGAAACUCUGGGGCUGAACAUUGUCGUGAAAGAGGAGAAGGAAGAAGAGGAUGUCACAGUAAAACAAGAAACAGGGUUUGAGGCUGUUACAGUGAAACAAGAAGAGAAAGAAGUUAAAUUGACAGAAGAUGAAGAUGCGUUCAGAGUGAAAGAGGAGGAGGGUGUCACAGUAAAAGAAGAGGAAGAGGAGAAUGCCGUUUUUGGAUUGGGAGAGGUGACUGUCACAUUGGAAGAAGAGGAGAAAGGAGAUCUGAUUAACAACAGAGAGAGACCAGACUCUCACUCUGACAGACGAAAGAAGAGUCCUUCAGGGGAACCAGAUGCAGAGACGCCCAAACCAGCGAGACGACACCACUGCUCCCAGUGUAAUUUGAGUUUUAAGUGGUUAUGGAAGCUGAAACAGCAUGAUAGGACGCACACAGGGGAGAAGCCACACCACUGCACCCAGUGUGGAAAGAGUUUUACCCUGUUAGGGAACCUGAAAAAGCAUAAAGGAAUACACACAGGAGAAAAGCCUUUCCAAUGUUCCCAGUGUGGAAAGAGAUUUUCACGAUCACAGCACCUAAAAUCACAUGAGAGGACACACACAGGGGAUAAACCACACAACUGCUCCCAGUGUGGAAAGAGUUUUACCCAGUUGGGGAGCCUGAAAAAGCAUAAAGGAAUACACACAGGAGAAAAACCUUUCCAAUGUUCCCAGUGUGGAAAGAGAUUUUCAGGAUUGCAUCACCUAAAAUCACACGAGAGGACACACACAGGGGAGAAGCCACACCAUUGUGCCCUGUGUGGAAAGGAUUUUACCCAUUUUGCCCAGUUAGGGAGCCUGAACAAACAUAAAAGAAUACACUCAGGAGAAAAGCCUUACCACUGCUCCCAGUGUGGAAAGAGUUUUACCCAGUUAGGAAACCUGAACAACCACAAUAUAAUACACACAGAAGAAAAGCCGUUCCAAUGUUCCCACUGUGGAAAGAGAUUUUCACGAUCACAGGACCUAAAAUCACAUGAAAGGACACACACAGGGGAGAAACCACACCACUGCACCCAUUGUGGAAUGCGUUUUACCCAGUUAGGAAGCCUGAACAAACAUAAGAAGAGAAUACACUCUGGAGAGAAAUCUUAACAUACUUUCCUGGACAGAGGACCUGAAAUCACAUGACAGAAUAGAGGCUGUGUACUGUGUACUUUUAUUAAAUGUUGAUAUGAAGAAUACGAUUCGGAUAUUUUAAAAUAACAAUUAUUUAAUAGAUUAGUAGAAUGUGUAUUUCUUGAUUUUAACCUAGGUAAUGUCAUGAAUGUUGUCAAAAGCAUUUUAUCAAAGCAACAUAUCUUUUAAUAUGAAUCUGAAUAUCUAGUCCUUCAUCUACAUGAUGUAUUGUUACACCAUGUAGGAGCAGUGUAGACCUAGUCUGGUCAUUAUAUACAUCUACAUGAUGUAUUGUUACACCAUGUAGGAGCAGUAUAGACCUAGUCUGUUCAUUAUAUACAUCUACAUGAUGUAUUGUUACACCAUGUAGGAGCAGUAUAGACCUAGUCUGUUCAUUAUAUACAUCUACAUGAUGUAUUGUUACACCAUGUAGGAGCAGUAUAGACCUAGUCUGUUCAUUAUAUACAUCUACAUGAUGUAUUGUUACAUGUAGGAGCAGUAUAGAUCAAGAUGCUUAUUUUGAUAUUUUCUGUUUAUUUGACUGAAUUAAUCAGAAAUUGCCUAAAUACAGAUGUGUAGCAGAUGUAAAGUUUGUUUUCAAUUGUCACUCAUAAAAAUGUUUCACUAAUC
Messenger RNA from Oncorhynchus masou masou (cherry salmon), 1782 nucleotides. Its product is annotated as zinc finger protein 239-like. Bases 1 to 1128 code for a protein of 375 amino acids. The transcript has 3 exons. The record is from RefSeq and is a predicted model, not a curated record. Gene Ontology annotation, biological process: urogenital system development; embryo development; regulation of transcription by RNA polymerase II. NCBI's taxonomy places the organism in Eukaryota, Metazoa, Chordata, Actinopteri, Salmoniformes, Salmonidae. Gene Ontology annotation, molecular function: RNA polymerase II transcription regulatory region sequence-specific DNA binding; DNA-binding transcription factor activity, RNA polymerase II-specific. Gene Ontology annotation, cellular component: nucleus.